ACUGUGAUUGGUUCAAACACCUGCACACCGUUUAGUUCAAACACCUGCACAUCCUCUCAACUCUUUAGUUCUAUUUUAACUUUAGGGUGAGGCUUUGAGGAACUCAUCUGUCCCGGUCCCCCAAUCAGCAGGAAUAGGUUGCGCGGCAAACAAGCUCAAAGAACCAGUUCGUCACCAUGUCCGAACGAUGUGCGUUCGAUACUAAUGUCGUUACCCUCACGAGAUUCGUGCAGGAGGAGGGAAGGAAGGCGAAGGGAACAGGAGAACUGACCACCCUCCUCAACUCUAUCUGCACAGCCGUUAAAGCUAUCUCCACCGCUGUCAGAAAAGCUGGGAUUGCCAACCUCUAUGGCAUUGCUGGGAGCACCAAUGUGACCGGUGACCAGGUGAAGAAGCUGGAUGUUCUGUCCAAUGACUUGGUCAUCAACAUGAUCAAGUCGUCUUUCACCUCCUGUGUCCUGGUGUCAGAGGAGAAUGAGAGGGCCCUCAUUGUGGAGCCAGAGAAACGGGGAAAAUAUAUUGUGUGCUUCGACCCACUGGAUGGCUCGUCAAACAUUGACUGUCUUGUAUCAAUUGGAACCAUUUUUGCCAUCUACAGAAAGACAACAGAUGAUGAGCCCAAUGAGAAGGACGCGCUGCAGUCUGGACGUCACAUUGUUGCUGCCGGUUAUGCCCUCUACGGCAGCGCCACCAUGAUGGUGCUCUCCACAGGUCAAGGGGUCAACUGCUUCAUGCUCGACCCUUCUAUCGGGGAGUUUAUCCUGACAGAUAAGGACGUGAAGAUCAAGAAGAGGGGGAAGAUCUACAGUCUGAACGAAGGCUAUGCUCAGCACUUCUACCCAGACAUCACAGAAUACCUGAAGAAGAAGAAAUAUCCAGAGGAUGGGAGUGCCCCCUAUGGUGGGCGUUAUGUUGGCUCCAUGGUGGCUGAUGUGCACAGGACCUUGGUGUACGGAGGAAUCUUCUUAUACCCUGCCAAUGUCAAGAGCCCCAGGGGCAAGCUGAGGCUACUGUAUGAGUGCAACCCCAUGUCUUUCAUCAUCGAGCAGGCUGGAGGCAUGGCCACCACGGGGGAGAUGAACGUCCUGGACAUCAAGCCAGAGAACAUCCACCAGCGAGUUCCUGUGGUCCUGGGCUCCCCUGAAGACGUCCAGGAGUAUGUCGCCAUCUACAAGAAGACACGCAUGUGAGGCUGCGCUGGGAGCCUUCUCUGGAUCCACCAUGACCUGCUUGUCCUCAAGGGUCGACCUUUGACCUGAGCUAGUAAUCUUUGUAUCAUAUGUAUGUAUGUAUGUAUGUAUGUAUGUAUGUAUGUAUGUAUGUAUGUAUGUAUGUAUGUAUGUAUGUAUGUAUGUAUGUAUGUAUGUAUGUAUGUAUGUAUGUAUGUAUGUAUGUAUGUAUGUAUGUAUGUAUGUAUGUAUGUAUGUAUGUAUGUAUGUAUGUAUGUAUGUAUGUAUGUAUGUAUGUAUGUAGGGCAGUGCUUUACUCUGGCUGAUCCUUUUGAACAAGCGGAGUAUUUUACCUCCACCAUCUGACCAACCAGAUCUGGGACCAGAGAUACUUCAGGGGGAGAAAGUAGGGAGUAGACUUUCAAUGACCUGGGCCGAUGUCUUAAUAGUUUAAAGUUUCUUUCCCUAUUCGUUUCUCCUUCUGGAACUGUGCUGAUCUAGCAAGACAGGAUAGGGGAGAGGAGUCCAAUUUAGAUGAUUGGAAUGCAACCCUUCAGCGUCUUACUGUUUGGAUCCCUGAACUGAGAGACCCCUCAUGGACAAAUAUUAGGCCUACCUCAGCCUUAUGAUGUAGUAUAUUGUAGGGUUGUUGUGUCAUUUCCACUGGUGGACCUAAAAUAUGUUUUGAAUAAAACCCAAUGUUAAAAUCCCUCCA
This is a messenger RNA of Oncorhynchus gorbuscha (pink salmon), 1884 nucleotides long. Its product is annotated as fructose-1,6-bisphosphatase 1-like. Gene Ontology annotation, cellular component: cytosol; cytoplasm. Bases 177 to 1190 code for a protein of 337 amino acids. The transcript is spliced from 7 exons. Gene Ontology annotation, biological process: fructose 1,6-bisphosphate metabolic process; fructose metabolic process; gluconeogenesis. Lineage: Eukaryota; Metazoa; Chordata; Actinopteri; Salmoniformes; Salmonidae. Gene Ontology annotation, molecular function: fructose 1,6-bisphosphate 1-phosphatase activity. The record is from RefSeq and is a predicted model, not a curated record.